CUGCUUCUUAAGCUAACUGCAGUGAACUUGCAUGGCGAUUUUCUUCAACCCUACUUAUCAGUAGACGCUCCUGUUGAGGUGCUAACGUCUGUGUUAACUUCCAUUGAUGUCCUGGACAUCUCUGUGAGAUGGUUGCAGUUCCAUCUUUAAUUUUUUGUAUCACUUUUUUUGCUAUAGUAUUCUGACUGAUAAGUAAAGCUUUGCUGAUGUUCUUGUAGCCUUCAUCUUUCUUGUGUAAAGAAGUUCUUUUAUUUCUCAGGCAUUGUGCCAUUUCUCUUCCAUGCGGUGCCACUGCUAACAGCAU
Staurois parvus is the source of this 304-nucleotide messenger RNA. NCBI's taxonomy places the organism in Eukaryota, Metazoa, Chordata, Amphibia, Anura, Ranidae. The record is from the annotation of a GenBank genome assembly.